Molecule: messenger RNA, 654 nt
Organism: Sinocyclocheilus anshuiensis
Lineage: Eukaryota; Metazoa; Chordata; Actinopteri; Cypriniformes; Cyprinidae
Product: olfactory receptor 142-like
Exons: 3
Biological process (GO): G protein-coupled receptor signaling pathway; detection of chemical stimulus involved in sensory perception of smell
Cellular component (GO): membrane
Molecular function (GO): odorant binding; olfactory receptor activity
Source: RefSeq, a predicted model, not a curated record
AUGUUGUUUGAAAAUGUUGGGUACAUAAGGGCAUUGCACCAAGCCAUGUACAUUCUGAUUUCAUGUUUAUCCGUCAACUCUGUGUUUGGAACAGCUGCUUUUUUCCCGAGGUUACUGACAGACUUGCUGUCUGAUACACACUCAGUCUCCCGUGAAGCAUGUAUCUUACAGGCUUUUGUCAUUUAUUCAUAUGCAUCAAAUGAAAACACGAUAUUAAUGUUAAUGGCAUUUGACAGGUAUGUAGCAAUCAGUAAACCAUUACAAUACAACAACAUAAUGACCCCCAGGAUUUUAUCUGUUUUAAUAGCUAUAAGCUGGAUUUAUCCGAUGCUUUGUAUUGCUAUUGCUGGUAUAUUAAAUGCCAGUCUCAUGAUGUGUGGUAACAAACUGUGGAAGGUGUACUGUCACAACUGGGAAAUUGUCAAGCUUUCUUGUGCAAACACUAUUGUUAAUAAUGUUUUUGGCUUGUUCAUACUGACCACAACUGUUAUCAUGCCUUUAAGUUUUAUAUUAUAUUCUUAUGCUAAAAUCCUUAUCAUUUGUAGAAAAAGCUCACUAGAUUUCAGGAGAAAAGCAUAUCAAACUUGUAUUCCACACAUAGUGAUCCUCUUAAAUUUCUCAGUAGCUCUUUUUUGCGAGGUCACUUUGAGUCGG